Symbiodinium pilosum is the source of this 750-nucleotide messenger RNA. NCBI's taxonomy places the organism in Eukaryota, Dinophyceae, Suessiales, Symbiodiniaceae. The record is from the annotation of a GenBank genome assembly.
AUGUACCCGACGGACCGAAGCAUCUCGGCUCCGUCGGCCUUUUCGCCCGCUUUGCCUCCUCUUACGUCCUUCGACGUCAUGGCAUCCACGCCCGUCUCGUCUGCGCCGUCUUCAGCGACCGACGUCGCUGAGGUGCUUGCGGCGCACCCCAACGACGAGCUGGCGGCGGAAUUGGGAAGUUGGCCGGUGGACCUGCAGGCCAAAGUGGCGGCUGCCAUGUCAGCAAUGGGCACGACGGCGUCUUCGACGUCCGGGCACAACAAUGGAGGCGGCUUCGGCGUCUGCCGCCGCGGGUCCGUGGGCGACCCGGCGGCCGUCGUCGUCGACGUCAGCGGCAACAUCGGCCCGGACUCCGGCGCGGCGCCUACUACAUCCACCCUGCCGACAACCACCUUGACCUCGGCUGGCAGCAAGGCGGCGCCAGACAUUCCGCCGCUGCCGCAGGCAAAGCCGAUGGCCAAGGCUCCGCCGCCGCCAUUCAAGGAGCCAAAUCAGCUCUUGCAAAAGCAGCCGCCCGCAGCGGAGCGGCGAGGGAGAUGGGAGCUGGCGCCAGCUUCUCAUCGGCGGGAGACCGUCCCGGCCGGUGCAGCGCCUCCGACUCACUGGAGAGGCGUCCAGGAACCUGUCAUCAACGGCAUCGGCGUCCUCAUCCUCAGCGCCAUCGUCUACGUUGCUGACCAUUCCGUCGGCGAUGCAGAUUAUCCUAUCCAGGGCACCGACGAGGACCCGCUGCCAGCUGUGAGGCUUUGA